GCUUUCUCUGACCAGAGGAUGGAGGGCUUUAUCUUUUAAAUUGUGGAUUACUUUGCCUGUUUGUUCUGGAUUAGUGGUAAAAGUAAGGCUUUCAACUUGCAUCUUCGAAAAGUGAAACAUUAUGCAAACUAGCAUUCUCAGAUGAAAAGGCUGAUCUUUUGUGUGCAGUUUUUGUGCAGCAAAAAUGGGAGUAUAGGAAAGGAUUAAGGGGAACUCUUGUAAAUAAAUUUACUCAUGUAAAUAAUUCUUUAUGGGUUAAUUUUGAUUGAAUGCUAUAUUGAAAAUUCAUAGGAUUAUUAAUGUAUAUGAUUUAUAUGCCUCUGGUUGAAUAGAGUAAUAGAUAAGACUGCUGGGUCACCUGCUGUGUGUUCACAGCAUGAGAAAGUACCAGAACACCGGCAUGAAAAUCCACUGCACCUGUUUUCUUUGGAUUUAUCCUGACCUAUUAAGCACCAGAGAACAUGUGGGACGAGCCCCCAUUCUGCUUUUUGUGACACGCAUGAUGAUAAUGUCGUACAGCCUUUUUCUAAGAAUCUGUUUUACUUUAGAUCUUGAAGGUUUAAAAUACAUGGGCAUUGGACCUGUGAUCUGCACUUUGGGCUGCAAAACUGCUUUUAGUCAUUUGGCCAGAGUUUGCAUGUAGAGCAAUGUAGGCCAAAGUUUGCAUGUUUUUCACUGAACCUGUCUUGGAUCCCUUUGAACACCUUUGUGUUCCUUCACGUAGUCUUUCCAAGGGAAGAAACUUAAAAAUAUAACUAAGCCUUAUGUUCCCCUGUUUUACAAAUGAAUACAAAGCCAUUCUAACCUAGAAUUGAUCUUUUUAGGCAUGUGGCCGAGAAGUGGAUUUUCAGCAUACAUGGGAAAGUGAUGUGUGCCCCUUUUCGGUGUCUGUGUGCCAGUGUUAUUCUGGAGGGGGGUUGUGGGGGCACUGCCAGUCUAUUGACCACUGUAGAUGAUGAAUUGUUACAUGAAGUCUCAAACCACAUGGAGUGUCAGUGCAAAUAAAGAACGGCUCUAUGCACCACUUCCCCUUCCCAAUCACACCCUGGAGGGAGGUUGUAAUUGGAUUAGCUGUGGGAACAAUGCCCCCUAGUUUUCUCCCAAAAAGCACUUGGAUGCCACAGAGCCUUCUGACCCACUGCCAAAACCCUGUUCUUCCUGCAGUUUUCCAAACCGAGCCCCUGUGUCUCUCUCAAGGGGAAACUUUUCUAGUACAGCAAAGUUAAAUGAAAAAAGCGUUAAUCAAAAACAUUUUGUCGGACAUGUGGUUGCAAGGAAGGCCUGCUACUGUUCCUUCUCCAUGUAGGAUCAACAGCGGUUUUGAUCGGAGCUAUUUUGGAAUUAAAAUGUUAAACUCCAGAAUAGAGCCUUGAGAUGUACAUCUUUGUGGUUUGUCGAUAUAUAGAUGAUGAUUUGCUGUGCAAACUAUCCCAGUACAUUAUGUCUCUGUGUAGAUUUCUCAGACUAUUGCGAAGAUGAAGGACCGUACGUGGUCCAGAUAACAAAAAAGCAAAAUAUCUCCUGCAGGCAAGUAAAGCCAUCAUUAAAUUCAAAUUAUUUUUUUCCCCAUCUCUUUGUCUCAUUCAAAUCUGAGUUUCUCUUUUCAGCCUUAACACCACAAAAGUUAUUCUCCCAUGCAUUUCUGAGAAGCUUGUACUGAAGAGGUUUUUAAUGUGGUACUGUGCAACUACAGUGGGCUGACUCCCUGCUCUACUAAACUUUGUCAGGCUGUUUCAGUCUUCUUAUUCUCAGCUCGGAACUGGUGGCCACUUAGUGGUGCAAAGAGGCUGCAGCAUCAAUCCUAAUGGAUCCUGUGGAUGUCUCUUCCAUCUCAUCCCUUAGUAAACCAGUCUGUGUGCUGUGGGGCUGUGAGCUGAAUGGCACCCAGAGGAAGUUUAAUUUUGAAGUGGAAGACGACCUUCUGGAGAACCAGCUCUUUAUCAAGACGAUCUGCCUGAGUGAGGACGCCAGUGACGAUCUGCACGUUAUCGAAGUGGAGGCCAGGAUCAUGCAGGAUGUCCGCCCCAUCCCAAUCGCCACCCUGCGGGCCUCGGUCCAGCCCAUGGUGAGCUUCUAUUGCUUUGAGUUAAUGCCGCCGGUGACCUUUAACCUGCGCUCAGGGCAGGGGCCUGUCUAUAUUUCUGGUCAGCACUUCAUGUUGGAUUUAGAAGAGGAAGAGAAAUUCUACUCCUUGCGUUCCAGUAGUUGCUAAGGUCUCUCCAAAUAAAAGAAUUAUAAUUUGUUCUUCAACCCUUUCCUGGUGACUCUUAAAAGACUUAAUAAUAUGAUUAUUCGAUUGUUUUUACAUAAUAAUUACAAGCAAUUUUUUUUUAUUUGCA
Lepisosteus oculatus (spotted gar) is the source of this 2339-nucleotide messenger RNA. It is a transcript of the gene npm2a, whose product is annotated as nucleophosmin/nucleoplasmin, 2a. The record is from RefSeq and is a predicted model, not a curated record. Gene Ontology annotation, cellular component: nucleoplasm; cytoplasm; nucleolus. Gene Ontology annotation, molecular function: RNA binding; chromatin binding; histone binding. Gene Ontology annotation, biological process: positive regulation of DNA replication; chromatin remodeling. NCBI's taxonomy places the organism in Eukaryota, Metazoa, Chordata, Actinopteri, Semionotiformes, Lepisosteidae.